This is a messenger RNA of Misgurnus anguillicaudatus (oriental weatherfish), 2095 nucleotides long. It is a transcript of the gene snn, whose product is annotated as stannin. Gene Ontology annotation, cellular component: mitochondrial outer membrane. The record is from RefSeq and is a predicted model, not a curated record. Lineage: Eukaryota; Metazoa; Chordata; Actinopteri; Cypriniformes; Cobitidae.
GCUUUACUGUUAUGUGAUUGGAUGUAUGUUUUUCCACAGCCAUGAUCUAAUUUCCUGUACAUCGACAAACGAGCCAUGUAUUUAUAUGCUCUGGCUGAUGGAAAUAUGCGUUAUUGACUUAUUGAUUUUGCUUAAUGAAGUAUACAUCGGCUGGUCGUCUGGAUGACGAGCGACUGUUUAAUGCCGCUGUCCGCGCGUGAAGGAUGAAGUAACGCGAAUGGUCCACAAAAUGUCUCUGGACGAGAAACAGCACAUAAACGAUUUUCAUCGAUAAAAGAUCCUGAUUUUGAUGUAGGAGGAACCAUACUUGCAACCUUUGCACAGCUGCCACGUGGGGACUUGUGACAUCCUGAGAAAACCGAAAGCCAAAGAGUUUUUCAGUAACUGACAAGAUGUCUAUCACAGACCAUAGCCCCACCACUGGGGUCGUGACAAUUAUUGUAAUACUCAUUGCCAUUGCAGCACUAGGGGCGUUAAUUCUUGGUUGUUGGUGCUACUUGCGGCUGCAGCGCAUCGGUCAGUCUGAAGAUGAAGAAAGCAUAGUAGGUGAAGGCGAAACCAAGGAGCCCUUCUUGCUGGUUCAGUAUUCAGCCAAGGGCCCAAAAGUUGAGCACAAGACCAAGCUUACCCCCAACGGCACUGAGAGCCACACUUAACCGUCCAUGUUCAGACCCAGUCAAGUCUUAUAUAAUUUCAAAACCUCACAGUAUCACACAACUCAAUGUGUACAUCCCUUUGAAAUGGUGCAAGACAAACAUAUUCCAUACUUUGUUGCUUUAAGUGUUUUUCCCACAUUUUGUGGUGGUCCGACAAAACCCUAUUAUAAUGUGAAAUUGACAACCGUCUGCUUUGAUGUCAUAUGCAGUGCUAACUGUUGUCGAGUUCUGAAAUUGAACAAAAAUGAUUUUGUUUGCUGCUUUUAGUGCUGUUUUAACAUUACUGCUUUUGUCCAGAGCUGGCUCUGGUUUUAAGAUGGACUGAUUUUACUGACUGUGUCAAAAAUAUAAACUUUAGAGGGUUGGUUAUGAGACUUUUUUUAAACUUAAGUUAAUAAUCAUAUUUUCUCUUAUAAAUUGUUGUUAACAACAAUUUUUAGCUUUUUAAAAGAUGCCUCAGAAAUGCUAUAUUUGCGGUUUUUAUUACACAUUAAAGCAGUGGUUCUCAAACAUUUGGGCGUGCACUACCUUAAGAAAAUUCAUUACGUAAAACAUAUCACAAACCUAUAAAAAAUAUUACAUUAUACAAUGUAGUGCUGUUGUUUAGUGAUCUUAUUUUUGAUUUUGGGGCCAUCUUGCACCUCCAGUUUGAGAACAACUGCAUUCAAGUAAUAUUAAUCUAAGCGUUAAUAUUAAAAAUUGCCAAAUUGUGUAAAGAAAAGCUGUAUCAAUGCUCUUACAUGACCAUGUUAUUUGCACUUUUUAUUAUUUAAUGUAUUUGAAGCGAUUUUGUCACAGCACUUGCUGUUUUUUGCUAGGAAGCCACAACUACCCUGAAAGCCAAUGACUGAAGCCUUUUUAUCCUAGUGUUAUGGUGUUGGGGCACCAGAGGCGUUCAUUGUUGUGGUUGAGCAAAUUUCUAUAUUGUAAGAAGAAAACUCAUUAAAGAGUGUAUAUAUUAUUUUUAUAGAUGGCCUGUUUAUUCACUGUUGAAGUUAGUUGUAUCAAGCUUCUAACUUCUUGUUCACAGUAUUAUUUUCUUUUCAUUCAUCUCAAAUGCUCUUGCAUCAUUGCAGUAUUUGCCAUUUGUACACGUGAGAAGGAAAUCAGAGAAAUGAUUUAUUUUUAUACAUUAACCAUUCAAAUGUUAUCUGUAUUUAUUCAUAAAGCAAAAUCAACAAUUAGGCCUUUUAAAGAUGUGGCCAAAAUCUCGAUAUGCAGCUGAAAUGAUUUCAUUGACAUUACUUGUGUACAGCAUUUUAUUUGACAGUUUUUUGUGAAUUAUUUCACUUUACAGAUAAACAAUUGAUGUGAUGGACGGUACAUGCAUGUUAAUCUGCAUAUUUGAGGGUAUUUGCAGUAGGGUGAUCAGUAUAUUGCUCAGUGUGUCCAGUGUUUGUUUUGACUGUACCAAACAAUAAAACUUUAUUUUAAAAAUG